AUGAUGGCUAUCAUCGGAAUGUUUUUCCAGGACGGUUUGACUGGCUCCGCGUGGGGCGACUGGGCGCUCUACACCGGAUCCCCGCUGCGCGCGUUCGAGAGCGAGCUGGGCGUGCAGGACCCCGUGGGCUUUUGGGACCCUGCCGGGUUCACGGCGGAUGGUAGCACAGAGAACUUCGCCAGGAGGCGCCAGACAGAGCUCAAGCACGGCCGCGUGAGCAUGCUGGCGACGAUGGGUUACAUCACGCCCGAAAUCACAGGCAAGCUGCCCGGCUACUUGUCGCCUUCGGCUGGCCUGAAGUUCGCGGACAUCCCGAACGGGCUCGGGGCGAUCUCCAAGGUUCCCGCGGCGGGCUGGGCGCAGAUCGUGGCGUACGGCGCGUUCUGCGAGCUGUCCCAGGACCAGUCCCCUGGCACCGCUGCCGCCGCAGGCGACUUCGGCUUUAAGGUGCUGACGUCCAGUGACGCUGGGGAGAAGCAGAAGAAGUUGGCAGCGGAGAUUGCCAAUGGUCGCCUUGCCAUGAUGGCUAUCAUCGGAAUGUUUUUCCAGGACGGUUUGACCGGCUCCGCGUGGGGCGACUGGGCGCUCUACACCGGAUCCCCGCUGCGCGCGUUCGAGAGCGAGCUGGGCGUGCAGGACCCCGUGGGCUUUUGGGACCCUGCCGGGUUCACGGCGGAUGGUAGCACAGAGAACUUCGCCAGGAGGCGCCAGACAGAGCUCAAGCACGGCCGCGUGAGCAUGCUGGCGACGAUGGGUUACAUCACGCCCGAAAUCACCGGCAAGCUGCCCGGCUACUUGUCGCCUUCGGCUGGCCUGAAGUUCGCGGACAUCCCGAAUGGGCUCGGGGCGAUCUCCAAGGUUCCCGCGGCGGGCUGGGCGCAGAUCGUGGCGUACGGCGCGUUCUGCGAGCUGUCCCAGGACCAGUCCCCUGGCACCGCUGCCGCCGCGGGCGACUUCGGCUUCAAGGUGCUGACAUCCAGUGACGCUGGGGAGAAGCAGAAGAAGCUGGCAGCGGAGAUUGCCAACGGUCGCCUUGCCAUGAUGGCUAUCAUCGGAAUGUUUUUCCAGGACGGUUUGACAGGCUCCGCGUGGGGCGACUGGGCGCUCUACACCGGAUCCCCGCUGCGAUGA
Messenger RNA from Prorocentrum cordatum, 1131 nucleotides. The record is from the annotation of a GenBank genome assembly. Lineage: Eukaryota; Dinophyceae; Prorocentrales; Prorocentraceae.